Molecule: messenger RNA, 2744 nt
Organism: Elaeis guineensis (African oil palm)
Lineage: Eukaryota; Viridiplantae; Streptophyta; Magnoliopsida; Arecales; Arecaceae
Product: GATA transcription factor 27
Biological process (GO): regulation of DNA-templated transcription
Molecular function (GO): sequence-specific DNA binding; zinc ion binding
Source: RefSeq, a predicted model, not a curated record
CCAAAAGCCCAUAGCCCAGAGUCCAGACUCCAUACAAAAUAAAAAAGAAAGAAAGAAAGAAAUGUCUCCCCCACCUAUUCACCUCCUCUCCUUUUCCCCAACAUUAAAUUGAUUCCCCCAUUGGUGUUUCUCCUUUCCAUUGGAUUGUACAGAUUCUUGCAUAAAAUUCCUUCCAUCUCUGUAAAUUUUUUUUCCCCCACCAUUCUCCCCAUUCCUCUCCACCUCUUUCCUCUUUUUGUUUCCUACCCUACUUCUCUCCAUCUCUUUCUCUCUCUUGUUUUUUUUUCUUUUGGUCUUCUGAGACUGCUAGAUAGAAGGAGGGGGAAAACCAGGCCUGGUGUUGGGUCUCUGGUCUCUGCUUCCUUGGAACUCUCUCUUGGGUUUUGGAGAGGAGAAAGCCUUUCAGCACCCACUGAGAUUGGUUUAGAGGGCUUCAGAAAUAUAUGAACUCUUUCUAAUUUUGCUAAAAAAUUUGCAUAAAAGAACUGCUUUUAUCUCUCUCUGUUUUUUUUUUCCUUCUCUAUAUUAAUUUCUCUCUGGGAUUGAGAAGGGGGAAGGGAAAAGGAGAGGUAAAGAUGGGAAAGCACGGACCUUGCUGUCAUUGUGGAGUCACAAGUACUCCUCUUUGGCGGAAUGGACCGCCAGAGAAGCCAGUUUUAUGCAAUGCAUGUGGUUCAAGGUGGAGAACAAAGGGUUCACUGACAAAUUAUACCCCUAUGCAUGCUCGAGAACCUAUUGAUUCAGAAGAAUUAAAAGUUCCUAAGGUGAAAAGUAUAUCAUUCAAAUCCAAAGAACAGAAGCUGCACAAGAAAAAACAGAGCGUUAUUACAUUGGAAAGUGAACGUGAAAUGCCAUAUUCUGGCCAGAACUUCCGAAAGAUAGCUGAUGGCGAUCCAAGCAAUCGAUCUAGUUCUGGAUCAGUGAUAUCAUAUUCAGAAAGUUGCGCACAUUUUGGAACAACCGAUGCAAGUGAUAUGACAGGUUCGGCACAAUCAAAUGUCUGGGAUUCUCAGGUUCCAUCCAAGAGAAGGACAGGUGUUACUCGUUCAAAGCCCUCUCCUGUUGAAAAGCUCACAAAAGACCUCUAUACCAUAUGGCAUGAACAACAGCCAUCUUACCAAGGAUCUUCUGAAGGGGAUCUACUCUAUGAAAGUGGAACUCCAAUGGAUUCAUUUGAGAUAGGCUAUGGAAGCAUACUCAUUAGGAAUUCAAAGUCCAUAGAGGAGGAAUCAGAGGCAAGCUCACUUCCGGUAGAUAAUAAAUCAUGCAUUACCAAUGAGGCUUAUUCAGGGAUUGCCUUCUUUCCUGUACAUAGUGAAAGCAAAGGAAUUAGACUUUUAGAUUCUGGUAAUGACAAACUUAAGAAGUCUACAGCACAAGUGACCAGAGAGAAUGUCAGAAGGGAUAAAUUUUCCUAUGAUAAGUUACAGAUCCUGCGAGACAGAGAAUCAUCUCUAUGUUCCACAGAUCUGCAAGAUGUCAUUAACUUUGAAGAACUCAUGAGGUAUUUGACGCAUGAGGAACAACAGCGUCUGAUGAAGUAUCUUCCUCCUAUAGAUACUGCCAAACCUCCUGAGAGCCUUAAAAGCAUGUUUAGCAGUCCACAAUUUGUGGAGUCUUUGUCUCACUUUCAGCAACUGCUUCAAGAGGGAAUUUUUGAUCUCUCCUUUUCGGGAGCAAAUGUUGAAGAAUGUAGGACUUUAAGGAAGCUUGUAUUACUCAAUUUGACAAAAUUUAAAUGGGUGGAGUACUAUAAACAUUUAAAGGAUGCAAACCAUAAACAAAUCACAGAAGGAAAGGAAAUGGUAAGCAGGCAAAAAGCUCCUGGAUUUCGCACUUCAGCAUCCCUCAAGAAGACUCGAGAUGGCCAGAAUCAGAACUAUCCUGAGCUGAAAGAGACCAUGAGAAGCCCAAAAAGACUCUGCAAAUCUGGGAGCACGAAUCUUCUUUCAAGAAAUCCAACUCAGCUGAAUUGUAGUGAUGUAGGCUCGAAGUUAACUGAUGAUGCGGAUGAUUUCUUGGACAAUGAAGGGGCUUGCUUCAGUCCAAGAAGCUUUUUUGCAUCUCCUCCAGAUAGGGGCACCAUGUUGGCUCCUUUACAAUUCAGUGAUGACAGUACUGAUCAUGACCUGUUGCUGGAUGUGCCGUGCAAUGGAUCAUUCCCCGAGGCGGAACUACUUUGUCAUCCUUGGAAACAGAAAGCAGCCCAAAGCAGUUCCCCAGCAGAGAGUGGAGUUGCCCAAGGUGAAGAGAGUCUUUCCAACUUUCCGUCCAGCGUCAGCAACAAACAGCUGAACCACCAGUAGUAGAAUAUAUCACAUCUUUCCCUUAAACAAAACUGAAAAAUCAUAGUGUUCCAAUGAUGGGUGUUCCAGUUUGAGCCUCUCUCCCAUCAUUUAGUUUCCUAUAAUCAUGUUGCGGUCUUCUUUUCAGUAAGCUGAAAGCUGACAUUCACCACCAAACUGGCUUGGGCUGGUUUCUUUCUUGUAUAGCCUGGCAAGAGAGUUGUAAAAUAGCUCAGAGUGCAAAAGGAGUCUCUCUUUAGUAGUGAGGGAAUGGAGUUGCAGGAAUUUGUAUGUAUUGUCAAUAAGUACACUAGUGCUGCAUCACCAUGCUAUUUGCUUGUGGUUGUUUGACGCAUACUCUGUUGCUCACAUUGGUGAAAUUUGCAUUGCUGGUUCUCACUUUUUUCAGUGUUUUGCAGCCUCAGCUCCUAGAAGCUGCAUCCAUGUGAAGCUUGAUAA